CUCCGGGCUCCUCUGCCCCCCAGAAUGGAGCCACAGCGGGCGUAAGGGUGCAAGGCUGGCUGCUCCGCCCAGGCCCUAUGCCAGGGCACCAUGUCUCACGGCUGCAACCAGUGCCCACACGGCCCCUGUGCCCACGGCCCAGCAGGAAGCUGCAGCUGGGCCUGCGGGCAGCACACGGGCAUGUGGGAAUGGGAUCACAGCGUGUGCCCUGCCGCAGACAGCCGCACCCGGGGCCCCGAAGGGGCGUGCUGGGGCUGGGAGGGUGCCAAGCCCAGCCCUCCGCCUGCGACAGGGGUCUCUCCGCCCGGUGGGCGCCCGUACCCAGGGGACACGCUCUCCUGCAGCGCGGCCCAGGGGCGGCAUCUCCAGCCAGGCCAGGCACACUGCGGCUGCUGCAGCUGGCGCGCCGGAGGUGGGAGGAUCGAGCGAGACACCUGCUGGGCCAAGGUCUGGCCGAGCCUGACCCGUCCCCAGGUCCCCCGGCAGCAAGAGGCGGCGGCAGUGGACAGCGACGGCAGGGGCGCCAAGCCAUGCCCAUGCCAAGCAGCGCUGCCCUGCGGCCUGGGGGCACCGUCACGCUCCGCAGACAGCCUGGACAGCUGUGGGUUCUCCACUGCCACCUCGUCCCUCAGCACCCCCAGCCUCUGUGAGGGCAAAGCCAGGGCAGAUGAGAGGGCUCUGGCCUCUGCCCCAGACCUGGGGGGCUCAGCCGAGGAAACCAUCAGCUCCAUGCUGGGCUGCUGCGCCAUCAGCCCCGGGGCAGCAGCCCUGCCCCUCGGCAUCGACAGAUCCCCCACUUCCAACAGCACUGCGGCGCAGCUGCUGGAGGAGUUCCUGACCCAGAAGGCCCGAGCGAGAGACCCGGCCGCCCUGCCUGCCAGCACGGACGGAGGUAGCCCCCCAGGGCAGGGGGACGUCCUGCACAGAGCCUGCUGCCCCAGCCACCCCACCGCCUCCACCUCUCUGCAGCAGCUGUGGCACCACAACCACCGCUUCCAGCAGGCCAUGGCACGCUUUGAGAGCGGCACAGAGGCCUGUGGCUGGCAGAGCGAGCUGGGCCGGCUGCCGGCCAGAGAGACCAGGCAGGCGUGGGGCGCAGGGGGCACGCAGCACUGCAGCCAUAGCGGGGAAGCCAUGCGGGCCGAGCCACGUCCGCCCCACCGCAGCAUGGCAUGGGACUCUGCUGUGUGUGAUGCCAGGGGCCCUCCCUUCCACGCCACAGGCCUGCCCACGGGACACGGGUGCUGUGCCACCGUUGAAGUCGUGGGCAGGAGACCUCGACAGGACCAGGGCCGAGGCUGGAGCUCUGCAUUUCACUACUGCUGCCGCAAGCCCUGCAGCGACCGCGCCAGCCCCCGCCCAGCCUGGGAACCCCAGCGCGACGGCAGAGGCACCCAGGCGACCAGGGGGAGCCAUAGGGAAAUGGGUGGCACCCGCGAAUGGAUUGAGACGUGUCCCAGCGACCUGCCCGCCACGCACCUCAGCCACCACACAGUGCAGGCAGCGCUGAGACGGGCACACUCGAGCCACAGCACCCUGUGCCUCCAUGCCCAUAACACAGGCUCCUGGGCCAGCACCUCCUGCUCUGACCACACGCCGGGGAGCCCCUGCCAGGCAACCAGCAGAGCUGCCACGAGGCCCCGCCCAGGAGACUGCUAUGCCCCCCUCUGGCCUGGCAGGAGCUGCCCUUGGGAACCAGAGCCCAUGAUGACCCCCCAGACCCCCCAGCCACAGCCUGGCCCCAGGAAGCUGAGCUGCAGCGACACAGACCCUGCCGAGAGCCCGGAAGACGACUGCACCUGCACCUACUGCAUGAAACGGUGCCAGCCGGGCCGGUGCCCGGGGGCCUGGAGCCAGAGCCACCCCGCGCUGGGCGGGGACGAGCAGGACUCAGAGCACGGCUGCGAGCGGGAGCCCAGGAGGGAGCAGGGCUGGGACAGGGGGAUGGACGGGGACCAGGGACGGGGCCGUGAGAACAGGGUGUGGCUCAUUGCCAAGACCUUCGAGCGGCGAGCACAGCGCGAGGCUGAGCGAGCCAAGAGGGAGCGGAGGGCUCAGGAACACAGGGCUCUGAGGGCCCCAGGCAGCCUGGGCAGGGAGCCCCGGGGCCCCAGGGGCCGUUCCCAAGAGCCCAAGAGAGGCACCGCCCAGGUCAAAGACUCCAGGCUGCAAACGCCCCCGAGCCGGGCUGUCGCCAGGGCCCAUCCGCUGGGGCCACCCCACCCCAGGAGGGAAGCCAGAGCCCAGUGGAGGGACGGGCACCUCAGCUCCUGGCUGUGA
This is a messenger RNA of Mauremys mutica (yellowpond turtle), 2280 nucleotides long. RefSeq lists its product as uncharacterized. Bases 91 to 2280 code for a protein of 729 amino acids. NCBI's taxonomy places the organism in Eukaryota, Metazoa, Chordata, Testudines, Geoemydidae. The record is from RefSeq and is a predicted model, not a curated record. The transcript is spliced from 4 exons.